This is a messenger RNA of Ceratosolen solmsi marchali, 1763 nucleotides long. Its product is annotated as organic cation transporter protein. The transcript has a single exon. Gene Ontology annotation, molecular function: transmembrane transporter activity. Gene Ontology annotation, biological process: transmembrane transport. Gene Ontology annotation, cellular component: membrane. The record is from RefSeq and is a predicted model, not a curated record. The coding region runs from base 55 to 1695 and encodes 546 amino acids. Lineage: Eukaryota; Metazoa; Arthropoda; Insecta; Hymenoptera; Agaonidae.
GAAACAAGUCCGAAAGCAAUAAAGCAAAAGGAAAAGCCAUAACACAACGACAAAAUGCCGAACACGGAUAACGACCUUGAGGAGGUCAUGUCGCACCUCGGCGAAUUUGGCAGAUACCAGGCAUGGCAGUUUUCACUUCACGUGAUUGGUGCUUUGACAGCCGGCCUUCACAUGCUAACUCUCGUCACCGUCGCAGCCGUGCCCCCCUACACUUGCAACGUACCAAACUUUAAUAAUACAUUUUUUCGUAAUUCCACGCUCUUGCCACGCGCCAUCGACAGCUGCCAUUAUGUCGACAUCAAAAAUCAGACCCACGCAUGCACCUCUUGGACGUACGAUACAACGUAUUUUCAAUCGUCGCGAGCCAUCGAAUGGAACUUUGUCUGCUCGCGACGCUGGAUGGGUGCCAUCGCCCAAUCGGCCUACAUGUUCGGAGUAUUUGCAGGCGCUGUCACUUUAGGCAGUAUGGCCGAUAAAUACGGCCGUAAGAUUAUAUUUUAUGUGUCCUCGGUAGCCCAACUCAUCCUCGGCGUAUCCGUAGCCUUUAUUCCCGAAUAUUAUACCUUCCUUGUCAUUAGAUUUCUUUACGGGAUCUUCGGCUCGGCAGGCGCUUACAUUACCGGUUUCGUAUUGUCCAUGGAGCUCGUCGGCGCCUCCAAGAGGACUGUCUAUGGAUUAAUGUUUCAAUUGGCAUUCGCGACCGGCUUUAUGUUGGUCGCGGCAUGGGGAGCCAUCGUAAAGGAUAGGUUCUGGUUGCAAAUCGUCUAUGGUAUGCACAGUGCCUUCCUUUUAGGUCACUGGUGGCUCAUGGACGAGUCGCCCAGGUGGCUUUGGGCACAAGGCCGCAUCGCCGAGGCUCUUAAGAUCGUCCAGAAGGCAUUGCGCAUGAAUAAGAGUCCGGUUAUACUCGACGUUCAAAAGUACACCUCCAAAGGCAAGGUAGAAGUGAUCAACGAGGACAAGUCGUUCGGUGCAACCGAUCUCCUCAAAACGCCGAACCUACGAAAAAAGACACUCAACGUCUGCCUCAAUUGGUUCGCAAACUCCAUUGUUUACUAUGGAUUAUCCCUUAAUACGGGUAAUCUCGUCGGCAAUCCUUAUCUCAUGAUGUUCCUCAGUGGAUUAGUCGAGGUUCCAAGUUACAUCUUCAUCUGCUUCGUCAUGGACCGCACCGGUCGACGAAGCCUCAUUAGUGCAUUAAUGUUAAUUGGUGGUUUAUGCUGCAUCAUCGCCACUUUCAUUCCCCGAAACAUCGCGGCUGGCGCGGCCAUCACCGUUACCGUCGUUUUAUUUGGCAAGGCCUGCAUAGCCGGAUCCUUUGCCAUAAUUUACAACUACACGGCCGAACUCUUCCCCACCGUAUUACGCAACACGGCAUUGGGCGUCGGUUCCAUGUGUGCUCGGCUCAGUGGCGCCCUCACCCCCAUGAUUAUGCUGUUGGAUUCAUUUAAUCCUAAGGUGCCGCCGACAGUGUUUGGAUUUAUAGCGCUGCUCUCGGGCUUUCUGUCGCUCUAUCUGCCAGAGACGGUCAAUCAACCGAUGCCAGAGACUCUAGAGGAUGGCGAAAACUUUGGAAAAGGCGACACGUGCUUCACCACCUGCUGCGGCAGCGGGUCCAAGAACAAGCGGCCUUACGAGGUUGCCCUUCAAAAGGUCGACGAACGCGAACACGACAAGAAUUACCGAAGAUCAUAAAGGAACGAUCAUUUUUAUUUCCUUAGUCUCUUAUUCGUUAUCAAAGGAUAAUUAAUUAUACACACACA